AUGUCGUCGUCGUCCCUGGAAAGGACACGCGAGCUAAGCAAGCAGCUUUCCAAAUCCACGGCAGAUUCUAAUGUCGAAGAUAUACUAUCGUUGCUUCGGCAGCUCAAGGAGGUUGUCGUGCCAUCUGAAGAGCUCAUUCGCGCAACGAAGAUUGGUGUAGCUGUGGGAAAACUGCGCACGCACUCUCAUGCACGCAUUUCGGAGCUCGCAAAGGAGCUUGUAAAGUCAUGGAAGUCACAGAUUGAGAAGCAGCGCCGCGAAUCACCUGCCAGUGAGAAAUCCAAAAAGGACGCAGCGUCAUCUGCCGAUACCAAGUCUUCCUCAUCCUCCUCCUCAUCCCUGUCUUCUUCCGCUGCUCCUGCUUCGAACUCUUCAUCUACAAACUCGAAGAACGUGGAUAUCAACUUUGAAGUGCUGAAUGAUAGAGUCCGCAAUGCGUGUCUGAAACUCUUGUACAACAGUUUAGAGGUGCAGGAUCACGCAGAGCCUCAAACGGUCUUUGCAUCAGCCAUGAAAAUUGAAGAAGCUGCCUACACAAAAAUUGGUGCUAGCACGACCAACAAUGACUAUCGUGGCAAGGUUCGAAGCUUAAGUCUUAACCUUAAGGACAAAAACAAUCCCGAAUUGCGCCAAAAAGUCUUGGAGGGUCAUAUUGAUCCUGGAAUGCUUGUGGUCAUGCGCUCUGAAGAAUUAGCAUCAAAGUCACUCAAGGAGCAGCAAGAGUCUAUUCGUCAGCAGAAUCUACACAAUGCCAAGGGUGCUGAGGCUCAAGAAGCUGAAACAGAUGCAUUCCAAUGCGGCAAGUGCAAACAACGAAAAACCCGCUACUAUCAAAUGCAGACUCGUAGUGCAGACGAGCCGAUGACUACAUUUGUCACCUGCGUCAACUGCAACCACAAGUGGAAAUUCUCAUAA
Messenger RNA from Malassezia globosa CBS 7966, 915 nucleotides. RefSeq lists its product as uncharacterized. Lineage: Eukaryota; Fungi; Basidiomycota; Malasseziomycetes; Malasseziales; Malasseziaceae. The record is from RefSeq and is a predicted model, not a curated record. Gene Ontology annotation, biological process: transcription elongation by RNA polymerase I; regulation of mRNA 3'-end processing; transcription antitermination. The transcript is spliced from 2 exons. Bases 1 to 915 code for a protein of 304 amino acids. Gene Ontology annotation, molecular function: RNA polymerase II transcription regulatory region sequence-specific DNA binding; zinc ion binding. Gene Ontology annotation, cellular component: nucleus.